Messenger RNA from Penicillium brasilianum, 2267 nucleotides. Lineage: Eukaryota; Fungi; Ascomycota; Eurotiomycetes; Eurotiales; Aspergillaceae. The record is from the annotation of a GenBank genome assembly.
GGGUAGUGCAGUUUGUCCCGGUCGAUAACCUGGAUGGAUGUGUGAAGGCCCUAGAUCACUCAGCUACGUUUCGUUUUUCGUAUAUUCUAAUCGGAGAAGACAUUACACAUAAAAUUUGCCAAUUACCUCGCUUUCUUCUAAAACACCAACGUUUGAAAAGCAGACGACCUUCUACGGUGGUCUGUGGCGAUUCAUCUCAGUACCCAGUAUGACCAUCUCGACGACCACUCUCGGGAGCGGGGCGACGACAGCAACUCGCAAAGAAGUUGAAGCUAAAUAUGAAGAAGAGCGUCAAAUUCAGCUUCAAUCCCGGGGAAUGGUGCAAGACAUCGAAAUUACCCGCAAUGCCAGCUUCGAGCAAUUUGCAAAGGACCCUUGGGCGGCACCAAAACAGGUGGAUGUGGAAACUCAGCGAGAAAAAUUACUUCAGCAAGCCCAUCACAAAAUCGUCAUCAUCGGCGCCGGAUUUGGGGGACUACUUUUCGCCGUGCGCUUGAUUCAGACUGGAAAAUUCAAGGCAAAUGAUAUCAUCCUUGUUGAUAGCGCCGCUGGGUUUGGAGGCACUUGGUACUGGAACAGGUAUCCGGGUUUGAUGUGCGAUACAGAGAGUUACAUCUAUAUGCCUUUGCUCGAAGAGACCGAAUAUAUGCCCCGAAACAAGUACGCAUCUGGAAAUGAAAUCAGAGAGCAUGCGGAGCGCAUUGCAGAGAAAUACAAUCUUUCUGAACGUGCCAUAUUCAGGACUGUGGUCCAAAGUUUGGAUUGGGAGGAGGAAGAAAAGGUCUGGAAGAUCGCAGGCGUCAAGCUCGGCAAGGAUGACGAAUGUCAACAGCCAUUCCAAUUAAUGGCGGACUUUGCAAUAAUGGCCUCGGGAGCGUUUGCCAGUCCUCGAGUGCCUAAUUAUCCCAACAUCUUCGAUUAUAAAGGAAAGCUGUUCCACACUGCUCGAUGGGACUACAAAUACACCGGGGGAUCCAUCGAGAACCCAAAGAUGUCAGGACUGACGAAUAAACGUGUAGCCAUUAUUGGCACAGGCGCGACUGCGAUCCAGAUUGUUCCCCAGCUGGCAAGAAACAGCCGUGAGCUUUUUGUGUUUCAAAGAACUCCAGCAGCCGUCGAUGUGCGCAACAACUACCCUACAGAUCCUGCGCGUUUCAAAUCAGAGAUCCAAGGCGAUGGUCCCGGGUGGCAGCGUCGUCGCCAAAUCAACUUCAAUGCGUUUACAUGCAAUGAAAAGACUCUCCCCACUGACAACAAGGUCGGCGAUGGGUGGACCAGAAUGCCCUCAUUCAGCGUGCUGAUUGGUGGGCCCCAGAGCCUGGAGCCAGACUACAUCGAUGAAAUUCGACCAAUUGAUAUGGCACGUCAAAGUGAAAUACGGUCACGAGUGCAUAAGCUCGUUCAGUCUACUGCGAUCGCUGACAGCUUGACACCCUGGUACCCCGGUUGGUGCAAACGACCUUGCUUCCACGACGAGUAUCUUCAGUCAUUCAAUAGCUCCAAUGUCCAGCUUGUCGAUAUUCGGCACGAUGGUAUUUCUCGCUUUACGCCCAAGGGCUUGGUUGCUAAUGGGGUGGAGUACGAGCUCGAUGCCAUUAUUCUGAGCACUGGUUAUACCGUCCCAGUGACUCGGGCAAGCCCGUCGGGGCGCGCUAACAUCGCCGUUACCGGUCGGCGAGGGGUAACAAUGGAGGAGAAGUGGGCAAAUGGACUUGCAACCCUCCACGGUGUCAUGACUCGUGAUUUGCCGAAUCUCUUUUUCGCGGGAACAUCUCAGGCUGGCGCUUGUGUGAAUCUCACUUACGCCUUGGACCAGAAUGCCAUUCAUGUUGCUCAUAUUCUGUCGGAGGCCGUGAAGAGACAGCCUUCAGAUUGCACCAAGCUAGUCAUUCAGCCGACCCACGAGGGAGAAGAGGCCUGGACGAUGGAGAUUUUGCAACGAGCGGCAGGAUUCCGUGGUAUCGCGGGUUGUACGCCGGGAUACCUGAAUGGGUACGGGAUGGAUGCAUCUUCACUCAAGCCAGAGGAGCAGAUGAAUAUGGCACGCCUUGCUGCAUGGGGGCAAGGAAUUGCCAGUUAUGUUGAUGCGCUGGAGGGAUGGAGAUCUGAAGGCCAGCUGGAGGGCGUUGAGAUGACAUUCCUUGCGUAAUACGGCUGUGUGCAUGUGCGACGUACACUGGCAUUGUCAGUGUUCAAAGCCAAUUGUCGUGGGGCUCGGUAGCAUCAGGAUAGUAUGUGUCGUAGUUCAUAUCAAAUAUUAUCAUUCA